AUGAUGCGCGCUGUGUGGGAGGCGCUGGCGGCGCUGGCCGCGGUGGCGUGCCUGGUGGGCGCGGUGCGCGGCGGGCCCGGGCUCAGCAUGUUCGCCGGCCAGGCGGCGCAGCCGGAUCCCUGCUCGGAUGAGAACGGCCACCCGCGCCGCUGCAUCCCGGACUUUGUCAACGCGGCCUUCGGCAAGGACGUGCGCGUGUCCAGCACCUGCGGCCGGCCCCCGGCGCGCUACUGCGUGGUGAGCGAGCGUGGCGAGGAGCGGCUGCGCUCGUGCCACCUCUGCAACUCGUCCGACCCCAAGAAAGCGCACCCGCCUGCCUUCCUCACCGACCUCAACAACCCGCACAAUCUGACGUGCUGGCAGUCCGAGAACUACCUGCAGUUCCCGCACAACGUGACGCUCACGCUGUCGCUCGGCAAGAAGUUUGAGGUGACCUACGUGAGCCUGCAGUUCUGCUCGCCGCGGCCGGAGUCUAUGGCCAUCUACAAGUCCAUGGACUAUGGGCGCACGUGGGUGCCCUUCCAGUUCUAUUCCACGCAGUGCCGGAAGAUGUACAACCGGCCGCACCGCGCGCCCAUCACCAAGCAGAACGAGCAGGAGGCCGUGUGCACCGACUCGCACACCGACAUGCGCCCGCUCUCCGGCGGCCUGAUUGCCUUCAGCACGCUGGACGGGCGGCCCUCGGCGCACGACUUCGACAACUCGCCGGUGCUGCAGGACUGGGUCACGGCCACCGACAUCCGCGUGGCCUUCAGCCGCCUGCACACGUUUGGCGACGAGAACGAAGAUGACUCGGAGCUGGCGCGCGACUCCUAUUUCUAUGCAGUGUCUGACCUGCAGGUUGGCGGCCGCUGCAAGUGCAACGGCCACGCGGCGCGUUGCGUGCGCGACCGAGACGACAGUCUGGUGUGUGACUGCAGGCACAACACAGCCGGCCCCGAAUGCGACCGUUGCAAGCCCUUCCACUACGACCGGCCCUGGCAGCGCGCCACGGCCCGCGAGGCCAACGAGUGCGUGGCCUGCAACUGCAACCUCCACGCUCGGCGCUGCAGAUUCAAUAUGGAGCUCUACAAGCUGUCGGGGCGCAAGAGCGGGGGUGUCUGUCUCAACUGCCGCCACAACACGGCAGGCCGCCACUGUCACUACUGCAAGGAGGGCUUCUACCGAGACAUGGGCAAGCCCAUCACCCACCGGAAGGCGUGCAAAGCCUGUGAUUGCCACCCUGUGGGAGCUGCUGGCAAGACCUGCAAUCAAACCACUGGCCAGUGUCCCUGCAAGGACGGUGUGACGGGCAUCACCUGCAACCGCUGUGCCAAAGGCUACCAGCAGAGCCGCUCCCCCAUCGCCCCCUGCAUCAAGAUUCCUGUAGCACCACCCACCACCGCAGCCAGCAGUGUGGAGGAACCUGAAGCUGUCCAGAUCCACAUCCUGAAGGCGGACAAAGCCGGGGAUUGGUGGAAGUUCACGGUGAACAUCAUCUCCGUGUACAAGCAGGGAACAAGUCGCAUUCGCCGUGGUGACCAGAGCUUGUGGAUCCGCUCACGAGACAUCGCGUGCAAGUGCCCCAAAAUCAAGCCCCUCAAAAAGUACCUGCUGCUGGGCAAUGCGGAGGACUCGCCUGACCAGAGUGGCAUCGUGGCAGACAAGAGCAGUCUGGUGAUCCAGUGGCGGGACACGUGGGCACGGCGGCUGCGCAAGUUCCAGCAGCGGGAGAAGAAGGGCAAGUGCAAGAAGGCCUAGCCGGGAGGGGGCGCGGGCUCUAGGAGGGCGGGCAGGGCGCUGGCGGGGGCUGGCAGCCUUGGACUUGGCCCACCAGGGUUUUCCUGGGACGGGGAGGGUGGGGGCGGGGCGAAGCCUGCACGGGGCGGGGCCCUCAACGGCUCCGCCCCAGCCCCACCCUCACACCCUUGGCUGUGCCCUUGUACGCAUGGCAGAAAGUACCCUGUAUUGACAGGCCAGGCCCUGGAGAAAUGAGGACAAGACAUAGCUACCUCAUGGCGCUCCUUCCAGAACAGAGAUGCACUUCCUUAGGGCUGGGUGGGGGUCGCUGUGGAGGGGGCUGGGCAGCCCUGGGUCCCGGGCACAGAAUGGCAUGGUGGACCACAGUCUCUGUGUUUUUGAUGGUUAUUGAAGGGGAUGUGAGAAGAACUGUGAAUUUUCGGGCCUGCAGCCUGGGCAGGGGCGACCAAUCCACCACCAGACCCUCGUCAUGCCCCCCUCCUUUCUCCAUCACCUGCUGUCUAGGAAUUCCCACAGGACUCCAGACUCUGAACAGGUCCCUAUGUCAAAAGGCCAGAUGGCACUGGGAUCAGCCAGCUUCGGGUCUCCACUGCCACCUGCUGGGCUGGUCUCCUGGGUGGAGUUCACCAUCGGUAGGGAGGGGAGGCCCCUCCUGGGGCCUGCCCUUACCCCAGUGGGGCUGGCCCAGGCUCCUGGCCCAUCAGAGGGCCUAGGGCCUAAGGACACCCCCAAAGCCCAAGCCGGGUGGUCACUGCCUUUGCCGGAGCUGCCUGUGGGAGGAGGCAUUGCAACCCAAAACCUCCCAGAGAGUUUCCUUGCUGGAAACUUGGAAACAGCCCCUUUUAUGACAUUUUCCAGGGGAGGGGGAGGGGGUACUGGCGGGGUUGGCGGGGUUUAGGGCAAUGACACUAUUUGUGUAAUGACAUCAGCUCCCACAAGGCCUAACAGCAAUGUCAACAGCUGGAAAGGGCCUGGUCAGGCCUGGAAUGUCAGCGGCUGUAGAGGCCAUUUGGGCUGGGCUUGAGGGAAGGGGCUUGCUUAAGUCAAGACAGGGUGGAUGAUGCUCAGCAAGGUGCCUGUAUGUCCGAGCUGCAGGUAGCCAAGGCCAGGAGAGGUCAAGUUGCAGGGGUCCAAGGAAGCUAAAACUGCUUACUAUUGCAGCCCUCACCGCUGGCUCCCAAAGGGAAGGGACAGGCCACUAGGUUCAGCAGCCCACUAUGGCCCACAGCUGUCUUGGUCUCGCCUGGGCCGUCUCCUCCAUGUCUUCCUGUGUGCCUAGCCCUCUUUUCUCUUGGAGGCUUCAUGUCCUCAUGCAGGCAGCCCCAAGUUUCUCUUCUGGUCGCUCCCUGGUCCUCUCUUGCCUUUCCCUGCCUCCCUGCACUCGGGCCUCUAGCCUCACGCCCCGCACACUGGAUGAGAGGCCUGGCUUCCCUCUCAGUCAGGAAAUUAGUUUCAUUUCCCCUGCCCAUUUGGCUGCCCCCGAAGGGCCAGACCAGGCACGAAGCUCAGGCCCUUAGUGACAUGACUCCCUCUGCUUCCCCUUCCGCCCACGUCACCACUGCCAUUUGCUGAGCACGCGCUUGGUGCCAGGCACUUGACGCAGAUGCUCCUGGCCUGUCUUCGUCACAGACCCAUGAGACAGGGAUUCUUGUCCUCAUUUUCACCAGUAAGGAAAUGUCACAAGUCACACCAGCAUUGGCACUCAGACCCUGGCCUUACCACAGUUGCACACCAGCUCUGUCAGCCCCGCCCCCUUGGCACUCCCACAGUGGGUGGGAGUUAUCCCUGAGAACCAGGCAGCUUGCCUCUAGAGAGUGUUGAGGAUGAGAGCCUGGAGCAGGUCUGGGACAGACACGGGAACACCUUCGGAGGAGGCACCAGGCAGGAGUGGUGGGGUACAAGGGAUGGUUUCCCUAGAGGACGGCCUCAGCAAGUCCCAGAGUCCAGAAGGACAGGUGUUGGCCACCCGAGAGGGCCUGGAAAGGUGGCUUGGCUGCUCCCGGUGUGGGAAGGAAGGCUGUAAGGCUUCGGAGAGGCUGGCAGGGAAGGGUCAUGUGGCUUCCUUCCCUGGUCCAAGCCUGAGAUCGGUGGUCAAGGGCCACACUACCCAGGCUCACACAGCCAGUGUGGUUUGUU
Molecule: messenger RNA, 3876 nt
Organism: Peromyscus eremicus (cactus mouse)
Lineage: Eukaryota; Metazoa; Chordata; Mammalia; Rodentia; Cricetidae
Gene: Ntn1
Product: netrin 1
Exons: 5
Coding region: 1-1740 (579 amino acids)
Molecular function (GO): protein binding
Source: RefSeq, a predicted model, not a curated record